This is a messenger RNA of Penicillium crustosum, 1683 nucleotides long. Its product is annotated as multicopper oxidase. The transcript has 4 exons. NCBI's taxonomy places the organism in Eukaryota, Fungi, Ascomycota, Eurotiomycetes, Eurotiales, Aspergillaceae. The record is from RefSeq and is a predicted model, not a curated record. Bases 1 to 1683 code for a protein of 560 amino acids. Gene Ontology annotation, molecular function: oxidoreductase activity; copper ion binding.
AUGCUUCUAGGAGGCCUAUUCAUUUCUUCUCUUCUCUCGUUGUGCACUGCUCUAGGUGCAAACCAACCAGUGAAGUCGACGAGGGACACAUCGUGUGUGAACAGCGCAUCUGAUCGAUCAUGCUGGAAAGAUGGAUAUGAUAUAUCAACCAACUACUACGAUGAGGUUCCUGAUACUGGUGUGGUCCGGGAAUAUUGGCUCAAUGUCGAAAACACCACUGCUGCGCCGGAUGGUGUUGAGAUGCCUGUACAACUGAUCAAUGGAUCUUUCCCUGGACCUACCAUCAUUGCUGACUGGGGUGAUACUGUUGUUGUUCACUUCACCAAUUCACUCCAAAACAAUGGCAGUGGUCUUCACUUCCAUGGGAUCCGUCAAAACUGGACCGAUGGUAUGGAUGGUGUUCCAAGUAUCACACAAUGCCCAAUUGCUCCGGGUGACUCCAUGACUUACCGCUGGCGUGCUGUCGAAUACGGUACUGGUUGGUACCAUUCACACUUCUACGUCCAGGCAUGGGACGGAGCAUUUGGUGGUAUUUUGAUUAAUGGCCCUGCUACUGCCAACUACGAUGUUGAUCUUGGACACGUCUUUUUAAACGAUUGGUAUCACCAAACGGCAGAUCAAUUGGUCAGUCAAGCCGCUACUGGUGGACCACCCACGGCACCCAAUGGGCUGAUUAAUGGAACAAAUACCUACGGGACAAAUGGAUCACGGUUCGAGACUUCAUUCGAACCAACGGUCAGAUACCGCCUGAGACUUGUCAAUGCAGCGGCAGACCAACACUUCCGCUUCAUGAUUGACAACCACCACCUUGAGGUCAUUGCAACUGACUUUGUUCCAAUCCACCCUUACAAUACCACUCAGCUUAGUAUUGGUAUGGGGCAGCGAUACGAUGUUAUUGUCACAGCGAAAAACCUUGCAAGCGGCAACUUCUGGUUACGUGCUAUUCCCCAAGAAGCCUGUUCCGAGACCGAUGCGGUUGAUAAUGUCAAGGGAAUCAUUCGCUACAAUAGCACAUCCACCACAGAUCCCACUACCUCCGCCUAUAGCUACACAGACUCUUGUGCGGAUGAAGCUUCUUCUGAUCUCAUCCCCUACCUGGCAAUCAACGUCUCGGAAACCUACACAUACGAUACAUCAGAAAAGGUUGCCGUCGAGGUCACUGACAAUGCCUUGCUCUGGACCAUGAACAAGACUUCUUUCCGUACCCAAUGGGAGUACCCCACCCUACUUCAGGUUGCAGAGGGCAACAAUACAUGGACCCAGAAGCAGCGUGUCAUCCAUCUUCCAGAGGCUGAUAAGUGGGCCUACAUGGUCAUUCACUCUCCGUUCGCCCAAGACCACCCGAUGCAUCUCCACGGUCACGAUUUCUGGGUCUUGGGCUCCGGGUAUGGCGAGUUUGACUCUUCAAACCCUGACUCUCUCACGCUGGUGAAUGCGCCCCGACGUGAUGUUGCAAUGAUGCCAGCUAGUGGCUACUUGGUCAUUGCAAUCAAGACCAAUAACCCUGGUGCCUGGCUUAUGCACUGCCACAUCGCCUGGCACACGUCUGAGGGCUUUGCCGUCCAAAUUCUCGAGCGCCAAUCGGAAAUCAAGUCUGACUAUGCUCAGCUAAACUCUACCUGUUCAAAGUGGUCGGAAUAUGUGCACAGCGAUGAUCUGACCCAGUAUGAUUCUGGUGUCUAG